Molecule: messenger RNA, 7393 nt
Organism: Sitophilus oryzae (rice weevil)
Lineage: Eukaryota; Metazoa; Arthropoda; Insecta; Coleoptera; Curculionidae
Gene: rudimentary
Product: CAD protein-like
Exons: 19
Coding region: 98-6916 (2272 amino acids)
Biological process (GO): 'de novo' pyrimidine nucleobase biosynthetic process; L-glutamine metabolic process; UTP biosynthetic process
Cellular component (GO): cytoplasm; cytosol
Molecular function (GO): amino acid binding; carbamoyl-phosphate synthase (glutamine-hydrolyzing) activity; aspartate carbamoyltransferase activity
Source: RefSeq, a predicted model, not a curated record
UCUAUGGCGGAACCACCAGUACUGCCUGGUCGAUCGUGGUGAUCGUAUCUAGUACUGCCGCACGAUAUCGCGUGGCCCAAAGUUGAUACGCGGCAUCAUGGAACAACCGGCCUAUUUAGUUCUGGAAAAUGGCAGUAUUUUCACUGGGAAAUCUUUUGGAGCGGUACUGCCCACGGAUGGUGAAGUCGUGUUCCAGACUGGUAUGGUAGGUUAUCCAGAAUCUCUGACGGAUCCAAGUUAUCGUGCUCAGAUUUUGAUACUGACUUACCCGAUUAUAGGAAAUUAUGGAGUACCCGGAGAACAACAGGACGAACAUGGAUUACCAUAUUUUUUUGAGUCGCACCGUAUAUGGGCGGGUGCUCUUAUUGUCGGAGAGUAUUGCGACAAACCGAGCCAUUGGCGUAAUGUGAAAACUCUAUCAAAAUGGAUGGAGGAACAAAAAGUGCCUGGAAUUCAGGGGGUCGAUACAAGAGAUUUGACUAAGGUCAUCAGAGAAAAAGGUACCAUGCUGGGCAAGAUCGUUUACAGCUUACCUAUACCAGACUCAUUAAGCAUUCCCGAUCCAAAUUUAAGAAAUCUCGUAGAAGAAGUAUCUGUAAAGAAAGUAGUUACAUACAAUAAAGGUGGUUUCCCUAGAAUAUGUGCUGUCGAUUGUGGUCUAAAGUACAACCAAAUUCGGUGCUUUUUGAAGAGAGGAGCUAGAGUAGAUUUGGUACCGUGGAACCACAAACUGAACGUAGAUGAGUUCGAUGGGUUGUUCUUGAGUAAUGGACCAGGAAACCCAGAAAUGUGUGCAAUUACUAUCCAGAAUAUAAGAAGUGUCCUGAAUAGUUCCAAGAAAAAGCCAGUUUUUGGUAUCUGUUUGGGCCAUCAGCUGUUAUCUAUGGCUAUUGGGUGUAAAAGUUUCAAAAUGAAAUACGGUAAUCGUGGCCAUAACCAACCAUGUCUCCACCACGGAACCUCCCGUUGCUACAUGACCUCCCAAAACCACGGUUUUGCCAUUGAUCCAGACACCAUUCCGGACCACUGGGAACCACUAUUCACCAACGCGAACGACCUAACUAAUGAAGGCAUAGUUCACAGCAAUUUGCCCUACUUCAGUGUCCAGUUCCAUCCAGAACACACAGCAGGUCCGCAAGAUCUGGAAUGCCUCUUCGACGUCUUCCUGGACUCAGUCAAAGAAGGCUCAAUUUCCAAGAGAAGCGUCAAAGAUAAACUGACAGACAAACUGAAAUUCGUCAGCGAUGUGCCUGUUGAAACUGACAUUCCUAACAAGAUCCUUAUAAUAGGAUCUGGUGGAUUAUCCAUAGGACAAGCUGGGGAGUUUGAUUAUUCGGGAUCACAAGCAAUUAAAGCUUUGAAGGAGGAGAAUAUUCAGAGUGUUUUAAUCAACCCAAACAUUGCCACAGUACAAACCUCAAAAGGUCUAGCAGACAAAGUAUACUUCCUCCCAUUAUUUCCGGAAUAUGUUGAGCAAGUAAUCAGAUCAGAGCGACCAGGAGGUGUAUUGUUGACUUUCGGAGGACAAACCGGUCUAAACUGUGGAGUAGAACUCCAGAAAAUGGGAGUUUUCGAUAAAUAUAACUGCAAAAUACUCGGAACACCUAUCCAAGCCAUCAUAGACACAGAGGAUCGUAAGGUUUUCGCUGAACGAAUUGCAGAAAUAGGUGAAAAAGUCGCACCCAGUCUUGCUGUUGGUUCAGUUGAAGAAGCUUUGAAGGCAGCUGAUCAGUUAGGGUAUCCAGUUAUGGCCAGAGCAGCGUUUUCUCUAGGUGGACUUGGCUCAGGAUUUGCUAAUAAUAAGGACGAAUUAAAGGCAUUAGCUGCCCAGGCACUGGCUCAUUCAAAUCAACUAAUUAUCGAUAAAUCACUAAAAGGCUGGAAAGAAGUUGAAUACGAGGUUGUCAGAGAUGCUUUUGAUAAUUGCAUAACUGUGUGUAACAUGGAAAACGUAGAUCCCUUGGGAAUACACACAGGGGAAUCUAUUGUAGUAGCUCCUAGUCAAACUCUCUCAAAUCGAGAGUAUAACAUGCUAAGAACCACAGCCAUCAACGUAAUAAGACACUUUGGAGUAAUAGGUGAAUGUAACAUUCAGUACGCUUUGAGUCCAUACUCCGAAGAAUACUUUAUAAUCGAGGUAAACGCUAGAUUAUCGCGAAGUUCAGCUCUAGCCAGUAAAGCAACUGGUUACCCCUUGGCUUACGUAGCAGCUAAGCUAGCUCUAAGCAUACCUCUUCCAGAAAUCAAAAACUCAGUCACUGGAGUGACCACGGCUUGUUUUGAACCCAGUCUUGAUUAUUGCGUGGUAAAGAUUCCUCGUUGGGACCUUCACAAGUUUGCUAGAGUGAGUACUAAAAUCGGAAGCUCGAUGAAGAGCGUUGGGGAGGUUAUGGCAAUUGGAAGGAAGUUCGAAGAAGCUUUCCAGAAAGCUUUGCGGAUGGUUGACGAGAAUUUCCCAGGUUUUGACCCAUUCAGCAGUGAAGUAAACGAUGCUGAACUCAUUGAACCCACCGAUAAAAGAAUGUUUGUUAUAGCUGCGGCUUUGAGGGAAGGUUACAGUGUCUCAAAGCUCCACGAGCUCACAAAAAUCGAUACGUGGUUCCUACAAAAAAUGAAAAACAUUAUCGACUAUUUUACGAUGCUCGAAACCGUAGAUCAAACUAGUUUGACAAGCGACAUGUUGCUGAAAGCCAAACAACUGGGAUUUUCUGACAAACAGGUUGCCGUAGCCGUGAAAAGUACCGAACUAGCAAUCAGAAUGAAGCGUGAUGAGUACGCCAUCAAGCCUUUUGUUAAACAAAUUGACACAGUUGCUGCAGAAUGGCCUGCUACGACUAACUAUCUCUAUUUAACUUACAAUGCUACAAAUAACGAUUUGGACUUCAGUGAAGAACACAUUAUGGUUAUAGGUUCCGGAGUGUAUCGCAUAGGAAGCUCUGUAGAAUUCGACUGGUGUGCUGUGGGAUGUUUGAGAGAACUUAGACGUCUUGGAAAGAAAACAAUCAUGGUAAAUUAUAACCCCGAAACGGUUAGUACAGACUAUGAUAUGUCUGACAGACUGUAUUUUGAAGAAAUCUCCUUUGAAGUCGUCAUGGACAUCUACGAUUUAGAAAACCCCGAAGGAAUAAUACUGUCUAUGGGAGGUCAACUUCCUAACAACAUUGCCAUGGAUCUUCAUAGACAACAAGCCCGGAUUUUGGGUACUUCCCCAGACUGUAUUGAUGGAGCAGAGAAUAGAUUUAAGUUCUCCAGAAUGCUGGAUCGGAUCGGUAUAAUGCAACCCCGUUGGAAAGAACUGACCAACUUGGAGUCUGCUGUCCAGUUUUGUCAAGAAGUCGGAUAUCCUUGCCUUGUUAGACCUUCAUACGUCCUUAGUGGUGCAGCAAUGAACGUAGCUCACUCUGAUCAAGACCUGAAAACCUACCUAAACGCAGCUAGUGAUGUCAGUAAAGAACACCCAGUUGUCAUAUCAAAGUUUAUCCUCGAAUCUAAGGAAAUAGACGUUGAUGCUGUAGCUUGUGACGGUAUCAUCCUCUGCGUUGCUGUUUCCGAGCACGUUGAAAACGCCGGUGUACAUUCAGGAGACGCUACUUUGGUCACUCCACCUCAAGAUAUCAACGAGGAAACGUUAGCUAAGAUAAUGUACAUCUGCAAGUCCAUUGCAGCGUCCUUAGAGGUCACAGGUCCCUUCAACAUGCAACUGAUAGCCAAAGACAACGAUCUGAAAGUUAUAGAAUGCAACGUCAGAGUCUCUAGGUCUUUUCCUUUUGUUUCAAAGACUUUGAACUACGAUUUCGUCGCUAUGGCAACUAGGGUUAUUGUUGGAGAAGCUGUAGAGCCUGUAGACGUACUGGGAGGUUGCGGAAAAGUGGGAGUAAAGGUUCCCCAGUUUUCUUUUUCAAGAUUGGCAGGUGCCGAUUUUAUGUUGGGUGUGGAGAUGGCUUCUACAGGUGAAGUGGCGUGUUUUGGUGAUAAUCGGUACGAGGCGUACUUGAAGGCUUUGAUGAGUACGGGAGUUACUAUACCGAAGAAGUCGAUUUUGUUGUCAAUAGGCAGUUUUAAGCAUAAAACGGAACUACUGCCGAGUAUGAAAAUUCUGAAAAGUCUGGGAUAUAAACUAUACGCCAGUUUGGGUACUGCUGACUUCUACAAUGAGCACGGUGUCAAGGUCGAGUCGGUUCAGUGGACUUUCGAAAACAUCGACGACAUCACCAAUGAGUCAGAGUUGAUUCCUUUGGCAGAGUUCCUGUCCAAAAAACAGUUUGAUCUGGUGAUAAACUUGCCCAUGAGGAAUGGUGGAGCUAGGAGAGUGUCUUCGUUUAUGACCCAUGGAUAUAGAACUAGAAGAUUGGCCAUAGAUUACUCUAUACCGCUUAUAACGGAUGUCAAGUGCACGAAACUUCUUGUCGAGGCUAUCAGACUCAUAGGUAAAUCAGCUCCUCCUAUGAAGACUCACACCGACUGCAUGUCUUCCAGGAACCUAGUUAAGCUACCUGGUCUCAUAGAUGUGCACGUGCACGUCAGAGAACCAGGUGCCACUCACAAGGAGGACUACGCCUCUUGCACAGCGGCGGCUUUAGCUGGUGGAAUCACGCUUAUUUUGGCUAUGCCCAAUACCAAUCCUGCUAUAGUUGACGAGGAGGCUUUCCUACUGGUUAAAAAGUUGGCUAAAGAUGGUGCUAGGUGUGACUACGGAUUAUUCGUAGGUGCCUCUUCUGAUAACGCCACCACGAUCAGCGAACUAGCCAAUGACGCUGCCGGCCUGAAGAUGUACCUAAACGAAACGUUUACUACCCUAAAACUGAACGAUCUGAGUGUUUGGAACAAACACCUCAAUAGUUGGCCAAAAAAAGCACCGCUAUGCGUCCAUGCCGAGAGUCAGACCACUGCGGCCAUCAUAUUGUUGUCCAGCUUAUUGAACAGGCCAGUUCAUAUAUGUCACGUGGCAAGGAAAGAAGAAAUCUUGGUCAUAAAAGCAGCCAAAGAAAAAGGCCUUAAAAUCACAUGCGAAGUAUGUCCGCAUCAUUUGUUCCUGUCCACUAAAGACCUACCAAAUUUAGGACCUAGAAAAAGUCAAGUUCGACCAAUGUUGGUAACUCCAGAAGAUCAGCAGGCUCUCUGGGACAACCUCCAUAUCAUAGACUGUUUUGCAACAGAUCAUGCACCUCAUACUGUUGAAGAAAAACUUAGUGCAAAUGCACCACCCGGGUUUCCAGGUUUGGAGACAAUUCUGCCACUUCUUCUCGAUGCUGUGAACGAAGGACGUCUUACCAUGGACGAUAUAGUAAACAAACUCUACAGGAACCCUAAAAAGAUCUUCAAUCUACCGGAACAGUUUAAUACGUACAUUGAAGUAGAUAUGGAUGAAGAAUGGGUUAUACCAGAUGCGAUGCCUUACAGUAAGGCAAGAUGGACUCCAUUUGCUGGUAGGAAAAUCAAAGGUGCAGUUCACAGAGUGGUUCUUCGAGGUGAAGUAGCGUAUGUUGAUGGACAAGUACUUCUCCAACCAGGUUUUGGUCAGAACGUCAAAGAAUGGGACAAGAAAGUGUUCACUCUAGCAGCUCAGACAGAAAGCAGACCUUCAUCGGCUUUGGAUAGGCCACUGUCUCCGUUUCCUCAUCAGAACGACUAUGAUAUUGAUGGGCAUACCAACGAGAUGUUUUCUAAACUAUUGGCAACUGAUAGCAAGGUACACUUUGCAAAUGAUACUCAAUUCGAUCUGCGUCAAACCAUGGCCUCUCCAAUACCACCUCUGACCUUAGCACCCAGAAUCAGAACUGAAAGUUUCUCAAACCAACCGGAUAGACCCAAAUCGCGCUCUGAAAUCCCAUUGACACCCAGGAUCAGGACGGAGAGCUUUUCAAACCAAACGGAUCGUCCCAAGGCCAGGAUCAGGACCGAAAGUUUUUCAAACCAACCGGAUCGUCCCAAAUCCAGAUCAGAAACCGCCACUCACAUCCAGUCGGAAUUGGCACCUCACCAUCAUGCUCACGGACUGACUGGAAAGCACAUUUUGGGUGUGGAUAUGUUCAAUAAGGAGCAGUUGAACUAUAUCUUCAAUUUAGCUCAAACAUUCAGAGUUUACGUGUCAAGAGAUAGACCUCUGGAUCACGUGUUGAGAGGCAAGAUCAUGGCCUCGAUGUUCUACGAAGUUAGCACCAGGACCUGUUGCAGCUUUUCCGCAGCUAUGCAAAGACUCGGAGGAAAAGUUAUAUACAUGGACGACAGUAGUUCCUCGGUGAAAAAAGGUGAAUCGCUAGAAGAUUCCAUUUCGACUCUAGCCAGUUACUCGGAUGUGAUAGUUCUGAGGCAUCCAACACCUGGAUCCGUUUUUAAAGCAUCACAGCAUUGCAGAAAACCUCUGAUAAAUGCUGGUGAUGGUGUGGGAGAACACCCCACUCAAGCUCUGCUGGAUAUCUUCACCAUUCGUGAGGAAAUCGGUACUGUCAACGGACUGGUCAUUACUUUGGUUGGUGAUUUAAAGAAUGGCCGUACUGUACACUCAUUGGCUAGACUUUUAACCUUAUAUAACGUACAGCUGAGGUACGUUAGUCCUCCAAAUUUGAAAAUGCCACACCAUAUUACCAAGUUUGUUUCUGAGAAGGGUAUAAAGCAACAGGAAUUUGAUAGUUUGGAGGCGGUGUUGCCGGAUACUGAUGUGCUGUAUAUGACAAGGAUACAGAGGGAGAGGUUCGAGUCACAGGAAGAAUACGAAAAAGCCUGUGGACAUUUUAUAGUAACUCCCAAACUGAUGACAAGAGCAAAAAGAAAGAUGGUAGUCAUGCAUCCACUUCCAAGAGUGUUCGAAAUUAGUCCAGAAUUUGAUACUGACCCCAGGGCAGCAUAUUUUAGACAGGUUGAAUGCGGAAUGUUUGUGAGGAUGGCCAUACUAUCUAUGGUCAUGGGAAGAUGCUGAUAUGAUGGAUUAUUUUUAGGAAAAUAUCAAAUGAUCUAGAGAAUGGUAUAACUGGACUGUAAGAGUGGACAGAAUUUUUUUAAAAUAAUAUUUUUUAAACAAUUUUUUUUAUAUUAUUAUAAUUUUAUCAAUUGUUAAGUUAUUGUGAAUACACUCGUUUUAAGAUAUGUUUCCUAACACUACCUGUUAACCUGCUAAAUCUGUGAAUCAGAUUCUUUAAAAAUAACUGUAUAAUUUAAGGAAUUACUCAAUUACUUAAAAAUUCUCAAUUUUUGUUGGUUUGAUGUUAACCAACAAUUGGUUAUUACAUAUCCACUCACGGUAUCUCCAAUAGAUUGUUAAAUAAAUAUCAGUAAUUUCGAAUAAUGUAUUUAUCUAAUUACCCAGUUUCGUCUAUAUACAGGGUGUUAUGUAAACUAUGGGCUCGGAAUAAUAUAAGUUUUAUAGAAAAUAUAUUUUGAUAAAUUAAAUUUAUUC